GAAGUAGUUAUCGCUUAUCACACGUCCGCAGAAAUGGCUCUGAAGGCUUCUAUCUCCUCCACUCGCCAGGUGUCGUCGCGCGCCUUCGCUGGCGUCGCGCCUCGCCCUGUGUCCAGGCGCGUGGUGCAGUGCCGCGCUGCUGCGGGUGCCAUCGGACGCCGCGAGCUGCUGCAGGCCGCUUCCGCUGCUGCCCUGCUUACUGCCUCCCCUGCGCUCGCUGCCAAGGGCCCCAAAGGCUUCAACCCCGUGGAGGACGCUCAGGACAACUACCGCUUCGUGUACCCCUUCGGCUGGCAGGAGGUGGCGGUGAAGGGCGCAGAUGUUGUGUUCAAGGAUGUGGUGGAGCCGCUGGAGAGCGUGAGCGUCACGCUCACCGCCACCGACAAGAAGGACAUCACCGAGUUCGGUGACCUCGCGACGGUGGCCGAGACCCUGGCGAAGGACGUGCUGACCGCCCCCGGCACUGAGGUGAAGAUCAUUGCCACGGAGCAGCGCGAGGCCAAGGGCCACAACUACUACCAGAUUGAGUUCACUGCCUCCAACUCGCGCUACACCCGGCACCAGCUGGCCGUCGUGGCCGCCAACAACGGCACCUUCUACACUCUGACCACCGGCUCAAACGAGCGCCGCUGGGGCAAGAUGAAGGAGAAGCUGGAGACGACCGUCAAGUCGUUCUCCCUUAUCAACUGAGCACCUUCGCCUACGUUGGAUCACAGCUAACCGCCGGACGGUGCUACCACCACUGCAUGACUGGACUGCGGGCACAAAUGGACGGGGCUGAAACACACUGCCCGUCCCCCCGCUGUAUAGAUUCGGGUCGUCGUAAUAGUUAGUGUGCCUCUCUGUGAUAGAGGGCCCGCCACCACAUGUACAACCAUACAUGAGGACUACUAGUGAGGAAUUAGGUCACGAAUGCCGUGUCAGUUUGUGAUGAGAGAACCAGUCGCCUUAAAACCAAGAGAGGCGGUAUUUUUGCAAGCGUGUGCGCCACCUGGCUGGUGGCGACUUCAAGAGCGGGUGUUAACUGCGUGAGCCCUUGCCAAGCCUCGUCGACUCCUAAGCCACAGGCUCCCUCGAGCUAUGCGUCUUGCCAGUAGGGCUCGUCAGGUUGUCACUUGGUACCCUUUGUCGCGCGCUCAGUCGUUGGGGUGAUAGUGAUUCACGAGCUCCUCGUAGAUCAGGUCGCGCACGUUCUGCUCCGUGAGGGUGGACUCCUCGAAGUCGAGCACGAACUCGCCUGUGCCGAGUGCGGGGGCGCAGCAGGCAUACAUUCAGGAGGAGGUCGAGGCCGAGUCUGCAGGCUAACAGGCGUGUGC
Messenger RNA from Chlamydomonas reinhardtii, 1316 nucleotides. RefSeq lists its product as uncharacterized. Lineage: Eukaryota; Viridiplantae; Chlorophyta; Chlorophyceae; Chlamydomonadales; Chlamydomonadaceae. Gene Ontology annotation, biological process: photosynthesis. Gene Ontology annotation, molecular function: calcium ion binding. The coding region runs from base 34 to 690 and encodes 218 amino acids. Gene Ontology annotation, cellular component: extrinsic component of membrane; photosystem II; photosystem II oxygen evolving complex. The transcript has 7 exons. The record is from RefSeq and is a predicted model, not a curated record.